This is a messenger RNA of Oncorhynchus kisutch (coho salmon), 2392 nucleotides long. RefSeq names its product interferon-induced protein 44-like. NCBI's taxonomy places the organism in Eukaryota, Metazoa, Chordata, Actinopteri, Salmoniformes, Salmonidae. The transcript has 9 exons. Gene Ontology annotation, biological process: immune response. The coding region runs from base 120 to 1619 and encodes 499 amino acids. The record is from RefSeq and is a predicted model, not a curated record.
GUUGUAGUAUGCUGCUAAAAUAACCGCACCCACCUGGCGUGCCAGCAGAGCUCUAUUAAUCUCACACUACCCGUCCUUUCCCGUAUUUGAGUAAAAGCAGGUUGAGCGAGUCAAAGUACAUGUCUAUUUUAAGAAAAGAUAAGCCACACCUACUGUACGCCUGUUUUAUGGUGGCGCAGCAACGACCUGGAUUUUGUGGUCGAGUAUGUUGUGAUUUGCAUUAUAAGGAGUUAUAUUUCCACGAUCAUCAGUUACAAACGUUCCUUGGUGAUGUCAUGAGUGUUGUGAAGUCCAGUCUGUCAGUUGGACAGGAGAAGAAGCUGCUGUCUCUGUUCGGUCAUGUCAGACUCCACCUGCUCUACAAAGCCAGUGUCCAUGGCUACAUGAAUAUAGCCUUCCACAGCCGCUGUGAUGGCCAGGGACCCACCGUACUUGUGGCCUACAACAAGGCUGGGUUUGUUUUCGGAGGUUACAUCAGUAAGGACUACGCCCAGACUGGACAGGUGAUCAACGAUGAUAAGGCCUUUCUCUACAGCAUCACUGACCAGAGAGAAAAGCCACUGCGUGUGUCCAGUACCAAUGGCCAGUAUGGUUUCACAGAUGGAGUCUAUGGUCUUAAUGUUGGUGCCAUGUGGUUUCUUAAUAAUAGCACCGCUACAGUUCAAAUUGUUGCAGGGAACUGCUACACCUUUGAAGCAGAAGAGAUGCAUGGCAAUGACCUGCAGCUGACAGAGUGUGAGGUGUACAGAGUGGAAGAGUGUGUAGGCCUUCUGGAGACUCCUUGGAGGAAAAUUGACUUGGAAGGAUAUGGCACCAAGGAACGCCUGAUGGACUAUAUCAAGAACUAUAAGCCUGAGGUAAAGUCUGUGGUCCAGGUCAGAGUUCUGCUGGUGGGUCCGGUCGGGGCCGGCAAGUCCAGCUUCUUCAACUCCAUCAACUCUGUCUUCAAAGGACAUGUUACCGGGCAGGCUAACACCGGCAGCGCUGGCACCAGCCUCACCACACAGUUCCGUACCUACAGCAUCAAGGCAGAGCAGGGUGGGAAGGCUCUCCCUCUGGUCCUGUGUGACACCAUGGGUCUGGAGGAAGGACCCAGCGCAGGGCUGGAUAUAGACGACAUCAACAGUAUCCUGAAGGGUCACGUACAGGACCGGUACCAGUUCAACCCGUCCAUGUCUGUCCAGACGGAUGGUGUUGGGUUCUGUAAGUCGCCCAGCCUGAAGGACACGAUCCACUGUGUGGUCUACGUACUGGAUGCCUGCAAGGUCACUCUGCUCUCUGCUAAAAUGGUGGACAAGCUCGCCGCCAUCCGCAAGGGGAUCAACAAGCUGGGUGUUGCCCAGCUGGUCCUGCUUACUAAGGUGGAUGAGGCCUGUCCUCUAGUGAGAGAAGACCUGACCAACAUCUACCUCAGCCACUACAUAGAGAGGAUGACCCGUGAGGUGAGUGUGUGUCUGGGUGUGUCCCAGUCCUGUGUCCUGCCAGUGAAGAACUACAGUCGUGAGUUUGAGCUGGACGUCCACACAGACAUCCUCCUGCUCACUGCCGUGGUCCAGAUGCUUCGCUACUCUAACAACUACUUUGAUGACAUCUAUCAGGAUGGAGAACAGUCUGAGUGACUAGGUGUGUGUGUGUGAUACUGAUCUGAAGUCAGUUUUGGGUUUACCUUCUAGUGGGUACGCUUAGGAUUAAGGGGAAUACACUGAUCCUGGAUGUGUUAAAAUAGCAACUUUUAGUUAUGGCUUUAUAAACAUUUUUAUCUUAAUUCUCUGAGGCGAUUCCAUUCUGACUUUUCCCAGUUACGAUUUACACUGAGUAUAGCAAACAUUAGGAACACCUUGCUAAUAUUGAUGUCGUUUGCGUGGAGGACUUUUCUUGAUACACACGGGAAACUGAGUGUGAAAAACGCAGCAGUGUUUCAGUUCUUGACACAAACCGGUGUACCUGCCACUUAGUACCAUACCCUGUUCAAAGGCACUUCAGUCUUUUGUCUUGCCCCUUCACAAUCUGAAUGGCUCACAUACACAAUACAUGUCUUAAGGUUUAACAAUCUAUCUUUAACCUGUGUCCUCCCCUUCAUCGGCAAAGAUUGAAGUGGAUUUAACAAGUGACAUCAAUAAGGGAUCAUGGCUUUCACCCGGCUUCACCUGGUCAGUCUGUCAUGGAAAGAGGUGUUCUUAAUGUUUUGUCCACUUAGUGUACUGUAUAUUGUAAUUAGAUACAAUAUGUGUAUGUCGUAUUGUAAGAUUGUCUACCAACACUUCUCUGUAGAGUCUGUACUGCUAUUGGUCAGAUAAGACAUUCAACUGUAUACUGCUCAUUGUACUUUGUUCAAUACAGUAUUUUCAUAUAAAAGAACUAAAUGCGGAAUAAAUAUCUGUUGCAUAUCUAG